Molecule: messenger RNA, 1522 nt
Organism: Populus euphratica (Euphrates poplar)
Lineage: Eukaryota; Viridiplantae; Streptophyta; Magnoliopsida; Malpighiales; Salicaceae
Product: DIS3-exonuclease-like protein
Exons: 1
Coding region: 383-589 (68 amino acids)
Source: RefSeq, a predicted model, not a curated record
CCAGCCCAACUACUAGUCCUGCACUUGUACCCGUGCUGUUCUAUUUUUUUCUUCAAGUUUCUUGUUUAUUUUGUCGUUAUCUUGUAGAGGCAAGAACAUUUCAAUCUUUGAACUUCUUUAGAUUUCCAGAACUUCCCUUCUGUCCGAUCUCUCUCUUUCCUUGACCCUCCUGCAAUAAAGAGUUCUGCAAAUCUACAAACCCUCCAAAAUCUCAAAAUCCUUCCACCCUCAAAACUUGCACAAGAUCUACCAAGAAAUCCAAAGAGCUCAAACCUCUCUCCCUCUUGUCUUUGGAACUCCAAAUAUUUGUAUCAAUAACCGAGAGCCGUGUAUAGUUUGGCUUUUUUAAAAAAACAACUCUUUUGGUGGCUUUGGCUUUAAGAUGUUGCAGCUUUUCUUUACGGUGGCUUUCUCUGCGGUGCCUUUGACUUUGUACAUUCCACCUAUGAGGAGCUUGAAUCUCUUUGUGGAAACCAUGGAAGGUCUGUUAAGGGAGUCAAGAGUUUAUACCACGAGACUCUAUCCUCGUGCAAGGCACGCGUGGUCUAGGUUCUUGGAUAUCUUGCUUUGCAAUUUCAGGCUAGGGUAGAAGAGGGUGUUCAUGUACAUCCUUCUUCUUAUCUGCUUUAUUUUUAUGGUCUUAGAACUGAUGUAGAUUGCAAUAAGUUGUUGUUACUUUAAUUUUAAUUUUGUUGGAUGUGUUUAUGAUUUUGUGCGGGAUUACGAAUUAUAGAGAAAAGCUUGAGGAUUGUUAUAAGGAUGCUAUAUAAAUUAAGAGUAAAUAAAGGAUGGUUUUCUCCCUUCCUGGGUUCCUUGUCCAUGUGAAGAGUAAGGUUUUGGAGAUGGGGUUUGCCUUUUGUUAUCAGUCAACAUGAAGCAGAAUUCGGGAUUUUGGGUUUGUUCUCUAGGGCAAUCUUUGUUAAUUUUUCAAAACUUUCAUCUGACUCUUGCUAAAAAGAAGAAGAAAAAGAAAGUCAUUUGCAAGCACAUUAAUUUCCGAAGGAGGGGAUAAAAAUGGAGACAUCUUCUUUCCCAUUAUAAAAUCAUCGAAACUGGGAAUUGGGAUGAACGCAAUAAUGUUCUGGGAGACGAAGAACCAAAUAUAAAAUGAGGGAGUGGUUACUGGUUAGCGUGUAAGUUAUAUUUGCAAUCCAUCCAAAACAGAAGCGAAGACAAAAACAAAGAGAGAACGCAAUUGAUGUCCGUGGGUUUCUUUUUUGUUAGGACAAAAAACACGGCAGCUUUUACAUCGGUAUGUCUAAAAUCGGAUGGCAAGGUUUGGGGUUUAGCCAUUAUUGCAAACUGUGCAGUCGAUCAUGUUCAAGAGCUAAACUCGUAGUAUAUACGCAAGGAAGAGAGACACAUACAGAAAGACCUUAGCACCGAAAGAUUUUCACAGGAGAGGUGGUUAGGCAUGAUUUGAGAUGACACAAAGGACUCCCAGCUGAUUCUUUUAAUAGACACUCUGUAAUUGAUAAAGAUAUAAGAAACAGUAUGUCCUAUGAAAGCUGCCUCCGAAGAU